Sinocyclocheilus grahami is the source of this 540-nucleotide messenger RNA. Its product is annotated as RING-H2 finger protein ATL58-like. Lineage: Eukaryota; Metazoa; Chordata; Actinopteri; Cypriniformes; Cyprinidae. The coding region runs from base 67 to 540 and encodes 157 amino acids. Gene Ontology annotation, molecular function: ubiquitin-protein transferase activity. The transcript is spliced from 4 exons. The record is from RefSeq and is a predicted model, not a curated record. Gene Ontology annotation, biological process: regulation of DNA replication; protein monoubiquitination.
AAAUGGUGAGCUUCUCAUCUCGGGAUGGGUGUUUUUGUAGGCUGAUGUGAUGAGGUCUUUCACUGGAUGACUCAUUUCACUGGAGAUUUGGUGAUGAAAUGGACGUCUCUUGUUGACACAGCUCUUGUUCCACUUAUGAACGAUGAAGUCCGUCAGCCGGUCAUUUGUUGCAACAACCAUGUGUUCUGCUCCAAUUGCAUCAAAGUGUGGCUGGAGAAGAGCAGUCAGUGUCCCACCUGUAGAGUGGCCAUCACCCCAGAAAACCCCUGCAGAGAAAUCAUUGGAGCCACAGCUGACUUUGAGUCCAGUGAGAGUGAUUCUGUGAAGAGACGCCUCCGAAAGACUCGAGGGGAGCUGCUUUUAAGAGAAUACGAGACCACCCAUUGUGAUGCUGCUACUGCUUCUGAGGAAGAGGCUUCAGUUGUUGAGUUCAGUGACCGAGCUGGAGUUAUGGUGGAAAAUCCCACACAGCCCACCAAGCGCAAGUGUCCCCCAGGAUUGUCCAUCUCCAGUCCAUCGAAACUCUCAAAACUAAAGUAG